This is a messenger RNA of Paramormyrops kingsleyae, 3386 nucleotides long. RefSeq names its product kelch-like family member 22 (gene klhl22). The record is from RefSeq and is a predicted model, not a curated record. Gene Ontology annotation, cellular component: Cul3-RING ubiquitin ligase complex; mitotic spindle; cytosol. NCBI's taxonomy places the organism in Eukaryota, Metazoa, Chordata, Actinopteri, Osteoglossiformes, Mormyridae. Gene Ontology annotation, biological process: positive regulation of TORC1 signaling; protein monoubiquitination; proteasome-mediated ubiquitin-dependent protein catabolic process. Gene Ontology annotation, molecular function: protein binding.
GAUUUGAGCAGUUUGGAACGUAAACAUUGGAGCAGGUGGGAGGGAAGAAGCGCAAGGAAAACAAGACGUACUGUCUCUACGUAUAGCCGGUUUUAGGCGACAGACUAGUUAAGAAAAUCUUACAAUUCGGUGGGAUUUGAUUGUUUCUUUGUUUGUAGUCAUCGACCGUUUCGUGCUGUUGUUUCGGUUUGCUGUAUUUUGAAAAAGGAAAUGUGAUGAGAGCCACCGUGGGCAGUGGGGCAGUUCGACUGAUGUGACGAACGAUGGCGGAGGGUGCGGAGGCCGCCCAAGCAGGCCGGUGCAGCCGGCAGGUGUACCGAAGCCACGCCCACUCGCAAGGUGUGCUGACCGGACUGCUGUCACUCAGGGAUUCGGGCGCCCUGUUUGACGUCACGCUUCUGGUGGAUGGGCGGCCUAUCCAGGCCCACCGGCUACUGCUGGCAGCUUCCUGUGACUACUUCAGGGGCAUGUUUGCUGGAGGACUACGGGAGAUGCAUGAGCCGGAAGUGCCCGUGCGUGGGGUGUCAUACGCGGCCAUGACCAAGCUUCUGGACUUCAUCUACACUGCCGAGCUUCAGCUUGACCUAGACAGUGUGCAGGAGGUCCUUUGUGCAGCUAGCCUGCUGCAGAUUGAGGAGGUUAUUGGCUUCUGCUGUGACUUCCUCUUCUCUUGGUUGGAUGAUGAGAACAUCCUGGAGGUGUACAAGCUGGCUGACAUGUACAAUCUGGAGCAGCUGGGGGCCAGGGUACACUCUUACCUCCUGAAGAACAUCCAGACCUUUUCCCGGACGUCCGUCUAUCGCCAGCUCCCUUCAGAGAAGGUCUUUGGCGUGCUCUCCAGUGAUGAUCUUGAGGUCGACUCUGAGAACGAGGUGUACGAGGCAGCUCUGCACUACCAUUACAGCCCUGAGCAGGUGGAGACGGACCAGGUGUGCUUACAGGACCCACUUCCGAUGCUAGAGGCGGUGCGCUUCUGCCUGAUGGAACGUCCGGUGCUGCAGCGCCUCCAUGAGCGACUGAGGAACUGCGUGCUGCGGGAGCGUGUGGCGGCGGCACUGCGCUACCAUGCGCAGGAGCUGUGGCAGCCCGUCCUGCAGGGGGCGCUCACCCAGCCGCGCUCCCGCUCACGUUGCAUCCUGGGCUUCGGUGGCAUGUACUCACCAGAUUCCGUCGCCCACGCCGAUGAGCUCCAGGUCUUCCAUCCGUCCUGGGGCGAGUGGAGGACCCUGGCCGCCCCUCAUGCUCCCCGCAUGUCUAACCAGGGCAUCGCCGUGCUCAACAACUUUGUCUAUCUUAUCGGUGGGGACAAGAACACCAGCAGCUUCCGUGCUGAGACUCGCUGCUGGAGGUACGACCCCCGUCACAACAGCUGGUGCAUCAUCAAGCCACUGCAGCAGCAGCACGCGGACCACUGCGUCUGCGUGGAGGGGGGGUACAUUUAUGCCAUUGGAGGCCGUGACUACAGCACCGAGCUGGACUGCGUGGAGCGCUACAGCCCCAGCACCAACACCUGGGAGUUUGUGGCCGGCCUCCGGCGAGAGGUGUACGCACACGCGGGGGCCGUGGUGGACGGGAAGAUCUACAUCACGUGUGGCCGCCGCAGGCUGUCCUACCUCAAGGAGACCUACUGUUACGACCCCCAGGCCAACAACUGGACGGGCCGCGCCGAGGGCCCCGUGGAGAGGGCAUGGCACGGCAUGGCAGCUGUGGGGGGGCGGGCGUAUGUCAUCGGGGGCAGCAAUGAUGAGCGAGGCUAUCGGCGUGAUGUCCUCAAGGUGGCAUGCUACAACGCAAACGCGGACAGCUGGUCGUUGGUGAGCCCGCUGCCAGCAGGGCACGGGGAGCCGGGCAUCGCGGUGCUGGACGGCUGCAUCUACGUGCUGGGAGGCCGCUCGCAUGAUAAAGGCAGCCGCAUGAAGCACGUGCACGUGUACGAGCCCUCGAGCGACCGCUGGGAGAGCGGUACCGCCUUCGAAGAGCGUGUGUCGGGCCUGGCCGCUUGUGAGCUGCUGGUGCCCCGCUCCACCCUGGCCCAGGCCCGUGGCUGGGGGCAGCGUGCCAAGGCGUCGUGGGAAGACCCGGACUUCGACAAUUCCGACGACUCCAGCGAUGACUGACGCGGUGCUGUGGCAGCGGACGAAGAUUUGAAUGCUCAUGCUUCAGCCAUAUAUAAUGAGGGGCUGUUAUGGGAAGGUCCUGGCAGUUCAGGCAGUACGGCUUGCAGGGGGAAGUUUGUUACAUUGCGUUAAAUGAUAUUAUUAUAAUUAUUAUAGCACAGACUUUAUAGCCCAUAAUUUUAUUAAUGUAAAUCCAUGGCCCUCCCCCGGCAUGCACAUACAGGCACACCUGUGUGAUUCAGGGUUAACUACUGCUGUUUCAUUUCAGAAGAUUGAUACCACUUAAGGAAACACUGGCUUUGUACAAAAGUCCCAGCAGAUGCACCAAAACACAGGGGCUGCUGACUUUCCCAGUGCCCUCUCCAGUUAAGGUGAGGCAGACCACAAGCUGGCACAGACCUCCCACAUGCAGACCUCCCACACGCUGACCUCCCUGGAUCUUGCAAGGCCCAAACCCACAUCUGCUUCACUAAUGGUUCUUGGCUUGCUCUCUAUCUUCUUUUCAGCAUGUCUUUUUCCCCCCUUCCUUUUUUUUUUUGAGGAACUCUCUCCCUGCUUGUCUCUUCCAGGCUGUGUGCCCAUCCCUCUCUGUUCGAAGCCAGGCUCGGUGCUGGGGGAGGAUGAGGUUGUUUGUGUCGGGUUGGGUGAAAUCAAGGAAACUUCUAGAAAGGCCAAAACAUCCUCAUUGGUGCAGGUUUUGAGAAUUUCUCUGAAAACCUGUUUUGCCAUUGAUGUGGGGGCGGCUACCUACACAGCAUCUUACACAAAUAAGGGACGAUGCCAACGGGCCCUUGUGUCAAAGUACCGGAAAGGGGGGGGCGGAGUAGAAUCAGUGCUUUUGUGGGAUUUUCCAAAGCAAGCACUUGGGGAAGAUAACUGUGGUCUACAAUGCUCAAAUCUUUAGAUGUUAUCCUUCUGCAUGAACAAAUUUAGUUUCUUCAGAAGGGUGGUACUAGUUGUGGUGUGAACUUGGGGGGGGGGGGCUGAAAUCAAUUUAUUGAGCUGUCAUCGAUAGAAAACUGCUUUAUCAGCAAAGUUCUGACUGCUCAGUGGAAAGCAGCUGCAAUUAACACCACUGGCAACUAACUGGAUGACAUGACUUUCCGUGGCAGAGCUGUAAGUGCUGUUUGUUGGUUCCCUUUAUAUUCCCUGUCCCUGGAGUCACCGUCGGCCUUCCAACUCCGGAAGGAUGUUGGCUCUAGAACAGGCAGCUAUGGGCAGAUAGGGAUUGAGGAGUUGAUGUACAUUUUAUAAAUGGUUUUUCAUUUA